Aspergillus terreus NIH2624 is the source of this 312-nucleotide messenger RNA. Its product is annotated as DUF3632 domain-containing protein. Bases 1 to 312 code for a protein of 103 amino acids. The transcript has a single exon. Lineage: Eukaryota; Fungi; Ascomycota; Eurotiomycetes; Eurotiales; Aspergillaceae. The record is from RefSeq and is a predicted model, not a curated record.
AUGACAAGGGGCGCACCCGGUGGCGUCGGCUUCGAUGUUGCUAGGACCCCGGACGGAACCGUUUGGAACGACCUGCCCUACCUGGCUACGGACAUGACUGCAUUCUGGAACAACGAGUGCGCCGCCAUGAGCACGUCCCAGCGGGUAAACGCCUCCUCCUUCCUGGCGAAGCUGGCGUCUGCCCGCGUGGCCAACGAUCGGCUCUGUCUGAUCGCUCUGAUCCUCUUCCGGGAUACGCUUGAGACGAGCGACCUCUUGGGAGUUCCAACGACCCUGAUGAUGAGUGUCCUCGUCGGUCCGUGCACGUGCUGA